Messenger RNA from Exophiala oligosperma, 1593 nucleotides. RefSeq lists its product as uncharacterized. The transcript has a single exon. Lineage: Eukaryota; Fungi; Ascomycota; Eurotiomycetes; Chaetothyriales; Herpotrichiellaceae. The coding region runs from base 16 to 1386 and encodes 456 amino acids. The record is from RefSeq and is a predicted model, not a curated record.
CUUUCAUCCACCAGCAUGUCUGAAGCGAAGACAUCUCCCUUCAAGACCUAUUUUGAUGAGAUAGCUGAGAGUAAUGGCGAUGAUGAGUGCAAGGCAUGGCUAACCAGGAUUUUUGAAUUAAAAAGUGAAGUCGUAGACUUCGUCAGUCGUCGUCGGCAAGGAGGUGGAGUCGGAACAUACUCUGGAUUCCUCAAAGGUUCAUUCAAUUUCAGCUUCCGGGUCAACUUCCAUGACGGCGAAGACGUCAUUAUUCGGUUCCCAAAACCUGGUCACACAGCUUUCGCAGAGGAAAAGGUAGCAAACGAGGUCGCGAUCAUGGAAUACCUUCGAGACAACACCACUAUUCCUAUCCCUCGGGUACACAGUUGGGGCUUGACUAGGGAGAGCCCUCAGCAGAUAGGACCCUUUAUCAUCAUGGAUUUUGUGCGCGGCACGCUUCUGUCGACGAUUCUUAAGCUACCAGCCGGAGAGGACUUACUUCUCAAUCCACAUAUUGAUGACACAAUCCUGGACAAAGUGUACUAUCAAAUCGCCAACUACAUGCUCCAACUCUCUCAACUCAACUUCUCUCAGAUUGGGGCAAUUUCAAAACACCACGAAGUCAACACAUGGUCGGUGACAGCAAGACCACUCACCUAUAACAUGAACGAGCUGGCCACGGUCUCGGGUUAUCCUAUCACCAAAUUUCCCGUGUCACCAUUCGAACGCACAAGUGACUAUCUUGCAUCGCUUGCGGAAGAGCACUUGACUCAUCUCUGGACACAGCGUAACCUGGUUGAUAAUCCGGACGUCGCUCGAGGACGGUUCAGUGCGCGUCACCGACUCUGGCAGCUCAUCCCCAAAUAUUGUCUUGAUGAUUCUGGCCCUUUUAUCCCUUAUUGCGAUGAUAUGCGGCCUUCGAACAUGCUCGUCGACCCCCAAACGUUUCAUAUAACGGCUAUGCUCGAUUUUGAGUUCACAAAUGCGAUGCCAGCCCAGUUCACAUACGAUCCGCCCUGGUGGCUGCUAUUGUCCGGACCAGAGAUGUGGCUCGAUCAGGGCCCCCUGCAAGAUUUCAUUCCUCUCUUUGAGCACAGGAUGGAGCAAUUCUUACAGGCCAUGGAACGAGCUGAAAAUGACUGCGAAUCAAAGACGAUGGAGCCAAGUCUUUCUGUCCGAAUGCGUGACUCGUGGAAGACGGGACGUUUCUGGUUUGACUAUGCGAUAAGGAAGAGUUUCGACAUCGACGUUGUCUAUUGGACUGCACUUAGACCGUAUGAUGACGAUGCCGAAUCCCUCCCGGAUGAAGUGGUUGCAGAGAUGGAGUCGUUCACACAAACGAAGAUGGCGCAGCUCAAGGAGUAUAAGGAGGAUUGUGCAAUGCGUUUUCAGACCACAAAUAUCUAGGGCGAGAAGGUGCAAACAGUCAAGCCGGAUGAAUAACAUUCAUAGUUGCAAUGCUUCAAAUUGAGCUAUGUAAUCUCUAUGCAACAGGUCUUGGUUGUGAUCCAUCGACGACCACGGAAGGAACGAAUUGUUACCAGCCCUCAAUUUCCAUUGCAACGUCUCAAGAGGAUGUAUUCCCUUUCUUCGACUAUCGAAGUUCAUUCCCAC